Molecule: messenger RNA, 677 nt
Organism: Exaiptasia diaphana
Lineage: Eukaryota; Metazoa; Cnidaria; Anthozoa; Actiniaria; Aiptasiidae
Product: lymphocyte antigen 6F-like
Exons: 3
Coding region: 86-478 (130 amino acids)
Source: RefSeq, a predicted model, not a curated record
UUCAGUGUUCUGUUUACACAAAUCGUCGCUUCACAAUUUUAGCGUCAAAACUCCAUUCCAAAUUCCAUUACUGGCUCUUCAAGAAAUGAAGACGAUUAUUUCAAUUGUCCUUUGCAUAUUGACCGUAAUACAUGUUGCGUCAAGCUUAACGUGCUACAAGUGUGAGAGCACAAUUUCUUACGCCGACUGUGAAUCGAGACAAGAACAAGUUGCGUGCGAUAAAGACGAGGACACGUGCAUCAAGGGAGACAUCAGUUACCAGCUUCACAGCCAAGAUCACAAAUCCUUUCGGAAAUACUGUGCUGYAAGCUCGAAAUGCGACAAGGAACAAAAUCCUCAAUGCAAGACCGCUGCAUUGGGAGAAAACAUCGAAUGCAACAUCCACUGUUGUUCUCUGAAUCUCUGCAAUGCAGGCUCAAGCGUUAUUGUCAGCGGUGUAGUAAUGGUAGCAGCAUUCAUUGUUAUGGCAUUGUUUUAAUUGUGAGAGGAAUUUUUAAGUAGAUAAAGUGAUUGCUGGACUAUAGUAAUACUCAGUAUUUGGUAUGGUUCUAAAUUGCUUUUGUCAGUUUUUAUAUACCCACUGAAAGAAAAGAAGGACCUAUUGGUAUUUAGAAGAAAAUUGUACAUUUUUAGUAGAUAUUGAUGAUAUUCAAUAAACUAUAAAUAUUGUAAUUAAG